Messenger RNA from Pocillopora damicornis (cauliflower coral), 526 nucleotides. RefSeq names its product protein NipSnap homolog. NCBI's taxonomy places the organism in Eukaryota, Metazoa, Cnidaria, Anthozoa, Scleractinia, Pocilloporidae. The record is from RefSeq and is a predicted model, not a curated record. Gene Ontology annotation, cellular component: mitochondrion.
ACCCGUGAGCCCGCGUCCUAGCAAAUAUCACCGCUGACAUUGGCUGAGGGUUUUAAUAAAUUUAUUUCUCGUUGGUUAGAUGGUUAUUGUUUGCUUUUUUAAACUCAGUUAGAACUCUGGAACCUAUUAUGGCUGCUGUUAUUGGAAUAGGUUUGCGUGGUUUGUGUGGCUUACGCCAAACUGUAGGUCGUCAAGUCGCUGUUGGGACAUGGCUCCACAGUCAAAAGCUAUCCACUUCACCUAUCUCAGGUCAGGCUACAGGAUCACCGAAGAUUUACGAGAUGCGCACGUACUACGUGAAACCUAAAGCUUUUGCUGAGUUCAUGCAGUUAACAUAUGAUUACAUACAUCUAAAGGCUGACAGUAAUUCAAAAUUGAAUGGCUACUGGACAAGUGAUAUUGGUGGACUAAACGAGGUCACACACAUUUGGGAAUAUGACAGCUACACAGAGAAGAUGGAGGCACAAAAAUCUCUUUUGCAAGAUGAAACCUGGGUCAAUAACUACAGAAAGAAAAUACUAAAGAU